AUGAAGUUCACUCUAGGAAGCCUGUCCAUCUGGCCUCUGUGUCUCGUUCAAUGGACAUCUGCAGCUACAGUGUUCUUUCCAGUCACCUUGACAUGGGGGAACCGAACUGUGGCAGGAGUAUCUAGGCCAGUGAUUUCGACGAACGGGCAAUUUCCUGGCCCCCCGCUGCGGAUCAACCAUGGUGACAGUGUUGAAUUCCUCGUUGAUAACCGGUGCCCUUUCAAUACCACGAUCCACUUCCAUGGAAUUGAACAGCUUGGAACUCCUUGGUCUGAUGGAGUCCCGGGUGUCUCGCAGAGGUCCAUCAAACCAAACACUUCGUUCCUGUAUAGAUGGACAGCAACCGAGUACGGGGCCUAUUGGUAUCAUGCGCAUCACCGUGGCUCUCUCGAGGAUGGGCUUUACGGACCAAUCUAUAUCACUCCUGCCCCCUCGGUGCAAAAGCCUUUCAGUCUUAUCACGACCAAUCCCGCUCAGUUGCGGGCUAUGAUCAACGCGGAGAGCGUGACAUAUCCCGUCUUGCUUUCGGAAUGGCGUGUCCUCACGUCAGAGGAGAUAUGGGCUGCCGAGUUGGCUUCUGGUACAGACUCAUUCUGUGCCAAUGCUUUGCUCAUUAAUGGCAAAGGGUCCAUCACCUGCCUGCCACGUGCUGAGAUUGAUGCCCUGACAACACUCGUUCAGAAAGCCAGCCUGGGUAAUGAUCUAAGAUUGACAGACAUGGCAUGCUUCCCUCCCAACAUCACUGAAACAGUAUUUAAUUUCCCACACAACUACGCUGCCAUCCCCCCAACCAUGUUCGAAGGCUGCGUGCCAUCCCAAGGUCCGCAAGAAAUCUUCACUGUCAACGCCGCCCAUCAAUACAUCAGCUGGGAUCUCACCAGCGCAGCUGGCCUGUUAGAACUCACCUUCUCAGUCGACGAGCACGACAUGUGGGUCUACGCCAUCGACGGACGAUACAUCCAGCCUCAAAGAGUCAACGCAGUCACCAUCCCAAACUCAAACCGCUACUCAGUUCUAAUCCCCCUCACUCAACCAGCGGGAGACUACACCGUGCGCAUGGUCAGCGCCAGCAUAAACCAGAUCCUCAACACGACCGCCAUAAUGCGAUACCAAGGCUUGCCCCAGAUCACCCGUCCAUCCAACCCGUGGAUCCAAAUCAACAAUGAACCCGUCUCAGAGAACACGAUCUUUUUAGACGAGUCCAGUGUGGUCCCAUUCCCGGCGCUCGCCCCUUCAAACAAUAUAGCACAAACCUUCUUCCUGCACAUCAACCAAGUCGGCGCCGCCUACCGCUGGAGACUCGGUAAUACCAGCUACGGCCUCGAGCUCGAGGAAGCACAGCCCUUGCUCUUCAACCAGAACUCCAUUCCCAGCGACUUGAUCGUCCGAACGAAGAAUAAUACCUGGAUCGACUUGAUUCUCCAAACAGAUACCAUCCUGCAACCCCCGCAUCCGAUCCACAAACACUCAAAUAAACAUUUCAUCAUCGGUCAGGGGAACGGUACUUUCAAUUGGAAUUCGGUCGCGGAAGCGGUACAGGCCGUUCCCGGGAACUUCAAUCUGCAGACGCCGCAGUAUCGUGAUACCUUCCAUACGUUGCCUGCUGUCACGGGUCCGACUUGGACGGCUAUUCGGUAUCAUGUUGUUAAUCCCGGUGCGUUCUUGAUGCAUUGUCAUAUUCAGGUUCAUCAGAGUGGGGGGAUGGUUUUGGCGAUGUUGGAUGGGGUUGACGUUUGGCCUGCUGUGCCACCGGCUUAUGCAAUUGCUGCCGGGUUUUAG
Molecule: messenger RNA, 1779 nt
Organism: Penicillium hordei
Lineage: Eukaryota; Fungi; Ascomycota; Eurotiomycetes; Eurotiales; Aspergillaceae
Product: multicopper oxidase
Exons: 3
Coding region: 1-1779 (592 amino acids)
Molecular function (GO): oxidoreductase activity; copper ion binding
Source: RefSeq, a predicted model, not a curated record